Molecule: messenger RNA, 1467 nt
Organism: Maudiozyma saulgeensis
Lineage: Eukaryota; Fungi; Ascomycota; Saccharomycetes; Saccharomycetales; Saccharomycetaceae
Source: the annotation of a GenBank genome assembly
AUGACUCGCAGUAAAGAAUUACAACAUAUAUUUGUCACAUUCUAUGGAAACUUUAUAGAUACCCCAGAUUUUGGUUCGUUGAGGGUUAGAAUGAAUACAGCUAUUGGUGUAUGUAUGGAUCCCUCUAUUCCUGAAAAUUUUGGCAAGAUUCAAUUUAUUUCAGAAAAUUGUGAAGAUCCUUUAAUGGCUACAAUACAAUAUGACACCUCUCUAACUGAAGAUAAAAUUAAACUAGUGGUACCAUCAAAUAAUUCUAUUACUUCUUUUUAUUUCCCAGGGUUUAUAGAUACUCAUAUACAUGCAUCUCAAUAUCCUAAUUGUGGAAUUUUAGGUAAUAAUUCUACUUUAUUAGAUUGGUUAAAUAAAUACACUUUCCCAACAGAAGCUGCCUUAAGUCAUUUACCAUAUGCAAACAUAGUUUAUGAUAAAAUUGUCUCAAGGACCAUAGCAAAUGGAACUACCACGGCAACUUAUUUUACUACAAUAGAUUUAAAUGCAUCAAAAGUUAUGGCUCAAAUUUGCUCUAAAUAUGGACAAAGGGCAUUAAUUGGGAAAGUUUGUAUGGAUUCAAAUAGUCCCGAGUAUUAUAUUGAGACCUGUAAAGAGUCAGUAUCAUCAUUGAUUGAAUUGGUAGAUUAUUUGGAAAAUGAACUUUGUAAUCCCUUAGUUCAACCUAUAGUCACUCCAAGAUUUGCUCCAUCGUGUUCAAGAGAAUUAAUGGAAACAAUUGGAAAUUUAGCAAAGAAUAAAUCACUUCAUAUACAAACUCAUUUGUCUGAAAAUUUUAAUGAAAUUAAUUGGGUAGAAAAUUUAUUCCCUGAAUGUGAAAAUUAUACUGAUGUUUAUAAUGAAUAUGGUCUAUUGAAUGAAAAAACAAUACUGGCUCAUUCUAUUCAUUUAACACCAGAAGAAAUUCAAUUGAUUAAAUUAAAACAAUCGGGUAUUUCUCAUUGUCCGAUCUCUAAUACUUCUUUAACAUCGGGAGAAUGUCCCGUGAAAGAAAUGUUUGCAGAUGGUAUUGAAAAGAUUGGCUUAGGGACAGAUGUUUCAGCUGGUUAUUCUUGCAGUAUUCUGGAGUCCGCUAAAGCUGCAUAUGCAGUAUCAAGACAUCUUGCAAUGAAGAAAGAAAAACCACAGUUGAAAUUAUCCGUAAAUGAAUGCUUGUAUUUAGCUACAUUAGGUGGUGCAAAAGUUCUAGAUAUGGAUAAACAUAUUGGUUCCUUUGAUGUGGGGAAAAGUUUUGAUUGUCAAGAGAUUGAUUUGAUCAGCCCCAAUUCUACAAUAGACAUCUUUGAAUGGCAAGUACCUACUAAUUUACCUAACACUAAGAGUGAACAUACUUCUUUGAACAAACCAGAACCAUUUCGCAUGUGUGACAUAGUGAGUAAAUGGUUUUUCAAUGCCGAUGAUAGAAAUGUUGUCACUGUAUGGGUAAAUGGUCACAAUAUACAAAAUUUGAAUACUUAA